Grus americana (Whooping crane) is the source of this 5630-nucleotide messenger RNA. RefSeq names its product jumonji and AT-rich interaction domain containing 2 (gene JARID2). Lineage: Eukaryota; Metazoa; Chordata; Aves; Gruiformes; Gruidae. Gene Ontology annotation, biological process: chromatin remodeling. The record is from RefSeq and is a predicted model, not a curated record. Bases 897 to 4229 code for a protein of 1110 amino acids. Gene Ontology annotation, cellular component: nucleus. Gene Ontology annotation, molecular function: DNA binding; histone demethylase activity. The transcript has 16 exons.
AAAAUAAAGAGGGGGGAGGAGGAGCGGGGGAGAAAAGGGAGGCGUGUGACGCUUAACCCGCAUGAAGCGCUUAGCGAGGCCUGUUGCAUGCGUUUCAACGCAGCGGGGGCCGGGCGUUGCGGCUCCUGUCCCGGUUGGGAGUUAAAGCCAGGCCCUAAGCGGUGUAUGUAUGUGUGUGUGUGUGUGCGUGCGCGUGUGCCCCUGUGUGUAUAUAUAUAUACACACGCGCGCACACACACACGCAGACAUAUAUAUUAAAAAAAAAAAAAAAAAAAAAAGAGCCAGGUCCAUUUAAAGUUGCUGCCGGAGAGCUGUUCUCAUUGGUUAGGGGGGAGCUGGAGGAGCGGAGACACACACGGUGCGUGCAGCCCUCGCUGCCGCCGCCGCCGCCGCUGCUGCUGCCGCUGCCGGAGCCGCCGCCGCCGCCGCUGCUGGAGUUGUCUCUGCCGCUUUCCCUGCUGCAGCGGCACAAACGUGACUUCCAACGUUUUGAUUAUUUAUCUUCUCCUUUCGGCCCCUUUCCUUCUCCAAGAUGUAACUACAGCUCUGACACUAAGGACCUGCAGAUCGCUUAGGUGGCUUGAGAAAGAGAAAAGGGGAUAUCAAGGGCGUCGUUUUUUGUGUUUAGGGGGAAAUUUUCCAUUAUAAUGUUUCACUAAAGUGAUUUUUUUUGUUUCCUUCGCAUUCGUCUUUUUUUUUUUUUCCGUCCCCCAUUUCUCGGAUUUAUUGCUAGGAGAAUCACAUUGUGAGGAAAGAAAGUCGGAUUACAAGAUACCACUACAAACAACCCCCUCCCCCCAGGAUUUUUUCGGUAUUUUUUUUUUUUUUAAAUAAUUGUCGCGGCUUUAAUUCAUGAAGCAAUUGUCCCCUUUUGCAAUCAGAAUUUGGAUACCAGAAUGAGCAAAGAAAGACCCAAGAGGAAUAUAAUUCAAAAGAAAUACGAUGACAGCGAUGGGAUUCCCUGGUCAGAGGAGAGGGUGGUGCGGAAGGUCCUUUAUUUAUCUCUGAAGGAGUUCAAGAACGCACAGAAGCGGCAGCACGGUGAUGGCAUUAGUGGGAGCCUCAAGGCAGUAAAUGGACUUCUCACUAAUGGCCAAUCUAAAGGAUUAGGACCGGGAUCAGAACAGCUGGAGAAUGAGAAGGACGAUGCAUCGCAAGUGUCCUCAACGAGCAACGAUGUUAGUUCUUCAGAUUUUGAAGAAGGGCCCUCGAGAAAAAGGCCAAGGCUGCAAGCACAAAGGAAGUUUGCUCAGUCCCAGCCAAACAGUCCCAGCACAACUCCAAUAAAGAUAGUGGAGCCGUUGUUACCCCCUCCCGCCACUCAGAUUUCUGACCUCUCCAAAAGGAAGCCUAAGACAGAAGAUUUUCUCACGUUCCUCUGUCUUCGAGGUUCUCCGGCCCUGCCCAGCAACAUGGUAUAUUUUGGAAGCUCUCAGGAUGACGAGGAUGAAGAAGAGGAGGAGGAGGAGACAGAGGACACAAAAACAGCCACAAACAAUGCUUCAUCAUCAUGCCAGUCAACCCCCAGGAAAGGAAAAACGCAUAAACAUGUACCAAAUGGGCAAGUUUUCAAUGGGUCCAGCAAAUCAUCGAAGGAGAAAGAACCUGCUCAGAAACACAAAAGCAAAGAGGCCACACCAGGGAAGGAGAGGAACAGCGAACAUAAGGCUGAGAGCCGAAAAGACCAGGCUGCUGCUAAUCACCAUCCUACUACAAACACUGGCUCCUCCACGAAAGGGCUCACUGCUAACAACCACCACACUCUUCAUAGAUCGGCUCAGGACUUAAGGAAACAGGUUUCUAAAGUCAACGGGAUCACUCGAAUGUCAUCUCCGAGUGCAAAUGCAGCCAGUGCCAAAAAGAUGAGAGAAGUCAGACCUUCACCGUCCAAAACUGUGAAGUACACUGCAACAGUGACAAAGGGAACUGUCACAUACACCAAAGCCAAGAAAGAACUGGUCAAGGAAACCAAACUAAAUCACCACAAACCCAGUUCACCUGUCAACCACACAAUCUCAGGGAAAAUAGAAAGUAGCAAUGCAAAAACCCGCAAACAGGUGCUAUCCCUUGGAGCAUCCAAGUCUAACAAUACCGCUGUUAAUGGUGUAAAAGUCAAUGGCAAGUUGAACCAAAAGACAUGCACUAAGGAGGUGGGGAGACAGUUAAGGGAGGGGCUGCGCAAUUCGAAAAGGAGGCUGGAAGAGAUGAAUCACAUAGACAAAAUACAGUCGCCCACCAAGAGAAUGAAAGGGGCCGUCGUCAACUUGGCAGAAGCUGCCAGCAAAAAGGCAGCCGUAGAAAAGCCUUUGCUGAAUGGACACCUUAAAAAGGAAGUGCCAGAGAAGAGUUUGGAAAGAAAUAGGCCGAAAAGAGCCACUGCUGGAAAGAGUACGCCAGGGAAACAAGCACAUGGCAAAACUGAAAAUGCCUCCUGUGAAAAUCGUUCUACCUCUCAAGCGGAGUCCUUGCACAAGCCACAAGACUCAAUGGGAAAGCACGAAAAGGGCAGUAGUAAGUCUGGGUGGGGGAUGCUGGGGGAGAUUCCCAUCCUUAGGCCCUCCACCAAGGAAUUUCAUGACCCACUGAUAUACAUUGAGUCAGUCCGAGCUCAGGUAGAGAAGUAUGGGAUGUGCAGGGUGAUUCCUCCUCCAGACUGGAGACCUGAGUGCAAGCUAAAUGAUGAAAUGCGGUUUGUGACACAGAUUCAGCACAUACACAAGCUAGGCAGGCGCUGGGGACCCAACGUGCAGCGGCUGGCCUGCAUCAAGAAGCACCUCAAAUCUCAGGGCAUUACCAUGGACGAACUCCCACUCAUAGGAGGCUGCGAGCUCGACCUGGCCUGCUUCGUCCAGCUGAUCAACGAGAUGGGGGGGAUGCAGCAAGUGACUGACCUCAAGAAAUGGAACAAGCUGGCAGAUAUGCUGCGCAUCCCCAAAACUGCACAGGACAGGCUGGCCAAGCUGCAAGAAGCCUACUGCCAGUACUUGCUCUCCUACGACUCCCUCUCCCCCGAGGAGCACAAGAAACUGGAGAAGGAGGUCUUGCUGGAAAAGGAAAUCUUGGAGAAGAGGAAAGGACCUUUGGAGGGACAUUCGGAGAAUGCCUACAAGUUCCAUUCCUUGCCCCGGUUUGAGCCCAAAAACGGACUCAUCAACGGCGUGGUUCACAAAAAUGGCUUCCGCAACAAGUUAAAAGAGGUCGACGUCCCACUGAAGACGGGCAGGCGGCGGCUCUUCGCUCAGGAAAAGGAGACCACGAAGGAGGACGAGGAGGAAGAGGAGGGAGUUCUUAGCGACUUACACAAGUGUAUAUACAAGGGUAGGUCUGUUUCUUUAACAACCUUCUACCGAACAGCAAGAAACAUCAUGAACAUGUGCUUCACGAAGGAGCCUACAGUAGCUGAAGUAGAGCAAGAAUAUUGGCGGAUAGUGGAACAGAAAGAUUGCCACGUAGCAGUGCAUUGUGGAAAAGUAGAUACAAAUACCCACGGGAGUGGCUUUCCCGUGGGAAAAUCUGAACCAUUUUCAAGGCAUGGGUGGAACCUCACAGUCCUUCCUAAUAAUACAGGAUCCAUCCUGCGACAUCUUGGUGCUGUGCCUGGAGUGACAAUUCCUUGGCUAAAUAUUGGCAUGGUCUUUUCUACCUCAUGCUGGUCUCGAGACCAAAAUCACCUUCCAUACAUUGACUACUUACACACUGGUGCUGAUUGCAUUUGGUAUUGCAUUCCUGCUGCAGAGGAGAACAAACUUGAUGAUGUGGUACAUACCCUGCUGCAAGCCAAUGGCACUCCAGGGCUGGAAAUGCUUGAAAGUAAUGUAAUGAUCUCCCCAGAAAUCUUGUGUAAGGAGGGGAUCAGGGUGCACCGUACUGUACAGCAGAGCGGGCAGUUUGUUGUCUGUUUUCCUGGAUCCUUUGUGUCUAAAGUGUGUUGUGGCUAUAGUGUUUCUGAAACAGUGCACUUUGCUACCACCCAGUGGACAAGUAUGGGUUUUAAAACAGCCAAGGAAAUGAAGAGACGACGUAUAGCCAAACCAUUUUCAAUGGAAAAGUUGCUUUAUCAGAUUGCAACAGCAGAAGCAAAAAAGGAAAAUGGACCGACUCUGAGUACGAUAUCAUCACUUCUUGGAGAGCUCAGUUGCUACCUAUCUUUCAAGUUUGUGACAACUGAUACUCGAGAUGUCAAGAAAGUUUUGAUGAAUGGAAUCUACAAACUGUAUUUAACUAACUAGCAUGUUCAUUUGGAAAAUUUCCAGUGACAUAUUGAAGGGGAAAACAGCCCAUGUGUUGUUUUAGUGUUCAGAAAGAAAUACAAAGAGGUGUGCUGACUGCUUUACCUGCAGCUGGUUCCCCUGUGAGAAUAAUCACUUCCGAGUGCUUUUUAUUUUUUUUUCUUCUCCCUUGAAGAGGAAAAGUCUGCAAGUGCGAAAGGUGAAACAGAAAUGUUGGUGCUUGCUGUUAGACCACCACAUCGACCUCUAUCAGAGUGGUUCUCAAACUUGUUCUUAUGCUUAGGUUGGAAUUCUCUGGAGGAUAUCGGUCCUUCCUGUGGCUGCUUAUGUAAAACAAAAUCGCAAACAACAAAACCUGAAAAAAAACAACCAAAGUGGAACACUGUACCAUAUUUUUUUUUCCUUUGUAUUGUUUUGCUUGUUCAUUCUGUGUCUUUUGCUGCCUCCUCUCCUGAUCUGCCUUGGUUGCUCAGUUUGCCCAUGCCAUUUGCUUAGCUUGGCUCUCCACCCAUCUUCAGCUGUGCCUGGUGGUGAGCUUUUUUAUUCUCCCCUUCCAUCUGCUCAGCUCACUCCACACUUGCUGUCUUCCACUCAGCUCCAACCUGACCUGCUCUCCUAAUGCUGUAUAGUUCAGCAUAGGAAGUAUUGUCCACCUUGCGGAUGCUGUGCGUGAAGGGCGGCUGGAGGGCUUAGUCUUUACUCUUAAUUGACAUCUCGUUCUUUCUCCCCUGGGUGUACAGCAAGAUCUUCGUCUUUUGGCACAAUCACUUGCCCUGCUCCCCCUUCCCUGCCUGAAGCACCUCAUGGCAGCAGGUCCUUGGUUCGUCUCCGCCUCCUGAUGAAGGUGGCUAUGUUACUCCUGACAGCAACGGCUCCUCCUCCUCAAGGUGGCUUUUGGCAACUUCAGGAAUGACAGUCAUGUUAGCCACAUCUCCCGACUCUCCACAUGUCCCUGAGCACCCAUCGACCUCCAGGAAGUCCUCAGCAGUCCCCAGUUCUCUGUGGAGCAGUUUGAGAACCACUGGCUUGAUACCGUGGUCGCUGUUAAAAUCCGGAGAUAGCUUUUGCAAUUAGGCAGCAUUUCUGUGGUGCUGGCUGUCUCUCACCAUGCGUAGGGAAUGACACCAACCUCCAACAACACUCAGGGCUUUGCUGUGUGCAGCUAAGGUUUCAGUGACGAUCGUGGCAAACGGGUGAUUAUACGUGGCUUUGCGGUGGUAUGAGGCAAUGCCAAUGUCUAAUUGCAUAAAACAUUCACAGGGACACGGAGCUGAGGCAGCGGCGGCAGCUUUACGAGGCGGGUCUCCAUUCUUCAGCGCGUUAUGGCAGCCAUGACAGCAGCAGCACGGGGAUGGAUGGAAAGAAAAAGCCUCGAAAGUGGUUGCAGCUAGAAACGUCAGA